This is a messenger RNA of Coffea eugenioides, 2090 nucleotides long. RefSeq names its product beta-amylase 1, chloroplastic-like. The transcript is spliced from 4 exons. Lineage: Eukaryota; Viridiplantae; Streptophyta; Magnoliopsida; Gentianales; Rubiaceae. Gene Ontology annotation, biological process: polysaccharide catabolic process. The record is from RefSeq and is a predicted model, not a curated record. Gene Ontology annotation, molecular function: beta-amylase activity. Bases 119 to 1771 code for a protein of 550 amino acids.
CUCGCUCACUGUGGCAGUCGUACUGGUGCUCGUUAACUGACUGAAAGGAUUGAAACAUAUUUACAUACACCGGAUACGUACAAUCCUCAUCAUCUGAAAACCCUAACCCUCACCACCAAUGGCGAUCGCAUCGCCAUCGGCACCGAGUUUCUCAGCCUCCUUCUGCUGCUCUCGGACCGACUUCUUAACUCCCUCCCUCCGAUUUUCCUCAAUUCGGUUCCGAACUCGGCCAUCCGCUCACCCACUCACCCUCAGCUCUCGCCUCAACGCAUCCUCUUCCUCCUCCACACCUUCCAAUGGCUUCGAGUUCGACGGUGAUCUCCAAUAUGAGCUCCAGCACGGCGUGUCCUCGCCAUACCACCGCCGCCGGGGCUCGCCGGUUUUUGUCACGCUGCCGCUCGACGUCGUUAGCUCCUCCUCCGGGAAGAUGAAGAGGAGUAAAGCUAUGGCGCAGUCAUUUCGUGCCCUUGCUGCCGCCGGAGUGGAGGGGGUGGUCAUGGAAGUCUGGUGGGGGCUGGUGGAAAGAGAUUUCCCUACGGUUUACAACUGGCAAGGCUAUUUGGAAAUUGUGCUUUUGGCUAAACGUUUUGGUCUCAAGGUUAAAGCUGUUAUGGCAUUUCAUCAAUGUGGAACUGGGCCCGGCGACCCCUUCUGGAUUUCUCUUCCUCAAUGGGUGCUUGAAGAAAUGGAUAAAAAACCAGAUUUAGCUUAUUCCGACAGAUUUGGUCGAAGGAACAUGGAAUAUAUUUCGCUAGGAUGUGAUGUUCUUCCUAUUCUUUAUGGACGAUCACCAAUUCAAGCAUAUGCUGAUUUCAUGAGGAACUUCCGAGACACCUUCAGACCAUUCCUUGGCAGCAUCAUUACUGGAAUUCAAGUUGGAAUGGGUCCUGCUGGUGAACUAAGAUAUCCUUCGUGCCCAACUCAGAAGCUAACGUGGGCAUGGCGCUCUCGCGAGCUCGGUGAAUUCCAAUGCUAUGACAAGUAUAUGCUUGCAUCUCUAAAUGCGUGUGCCUGGGAAAGAGGAGUACGCGAGUGGGCAAAUGGGGGCCCUAUUGGUGCUGGUAAUUUGAUGCAUGAUCCAGAAAGUACAGAAUUUUUUAGAAGCAAUGGUUCAUGGAGCACACCAUAUGGGGAGUUCUUCCUUGAAUGGUACUCAGGGUUGCUAAUUCUGCAUGGGGAGAGGAUUUGCAGGGAAGCAGAGUCUAUUUUUCGUGGCAUUGAAGUCAACAUGUCAGGAAAAGUGGCAGGCAUCCAUUGGCACUAUGGCACUCGAUCCCAUCCAUCAGAGUUAACAGCCGGUUACUACAAUACUUCAAUUCGAGAUGGAUAUCUGCCUAUUGCUCGCGUAUUUGGUAGGUAUGGUUUUACUAUGUGUUGUACUUGCUUUGAAAUGCAAGAUGCAGAAGAGCAGCAAGUGAACCCAUUGAGCAGUCCUGAAGGAUUGCUUAAACAACUUCUACUUGUGGCAAGGGUUUGUGAUAUUCCCCUGGAGGGAGAAAAUUCAGCAUCUAAUUUGGAUGAUGAUUCAUUUCAGCAGGUGUUGAAGAUGUCAAAAUUCUAUUCAGAUGGUUUAGAAAGGCCAUCUUUUUCUUUCAACUUUAAUAGAAUGGACAAAAAUUUAUUUGAAUAUCAUAAUUGGGUUAGUUUUACUCGAUUUGUCAGACAUAUGUCAGGUUUCAACACUUUUCGGGCCAAGCUAGAUUUUGGUGGAGGUGAUUCGUGCCAUUCUUCAGCUGCUGCUGCUAGUACUGGAGCUGUUCUUGCAUAUUAAAAGUCUGCAUCCUUGUACACGUUCAGCAGUCAAUUAGAUAUUUGACCACCACCUACAGAUCUGUGUAUACCCAACAGCGGCUGCUAAUCUAUUGUUGUUAAUUGUGUAAUAUUGCUCUGAUUUUAUUUUUUAUCUUUUAUCUUUCUUAAACAAAAUUUUGUCAUUGGAGAGCGCCAACCAAAUAUUUUCAAAAGGUUGGCUUCAGUUACAGUAAAAAAAAGUAUGCUAGUAAUCGCCACUGUAAUUCUGUUUUUGCUUUAUCCACAUCCAUGAUGAUGAUAUCUGUUUUGCUUUUAAAAGCAUACAGCCCUUUUCUUUC